Arabidopsis thaliana (thale cress) is the source of this 901-nucleotide messenger RNA. RefSeq names its product F-box family protein. The record is from RefSeq and is marked reviewed. The coding region runs from base 11 to 901 and encodes 296 amino acids. The transcript is spliced from 2 exons. Lineage: Eukaryota; Viridiplantae; Streptophyta; Magnoliopsida; Brassicales; Brassicaceae.
CUCUCUCAACAUGGUGGUAUCCUUGUCUUUGCAUGCGUCUUCUUCUAUUAGGAAAUCGAAAACAAAAGCAAGCUUAUGUCUCGAUUCUUUACCAGAAGAUCUUCUCGUGGAGAUUUCUUCAUGUACCGGAGCUUCUUCCUUGUCAGCGGUUCGUAAUCUCAGACUAGUUUCGAAAUCGUUUCGACGUAUCUGUGAUGAAAAGUAUGUUUUCUACCGACUAUCCCUCAAAGAAAUCGAAUUUCUCCCAUGGCAUGAGAACAGUGCAAAAUUCAUCGAGAGAUGUACCGAGAGUAGAAACCCCGAAGCGUUGUUUCAGAAAGGAUUCAUUAACUAUUUUCGAGAUAAACUUCAAGACCGAGGACUCGAAUAUUUAGCUGAAGCUGCGGAAAAAGGUAUCAAAGAAGCAAAAUAUGUCUACGGGGUGAUUCUAAUCUGUCUUGGAGGCAAAACAAAACAAAAGGGUUUCGAGAUCUUGUCUUCUGUUAUAAAGCAGUUGAUGUCAACUACAAUGAAUGAGUUGGUGGAAUUUCGAUACAAGAUUCAAAAGAUUAGAUACGGUUUUUGGUGGUCUGACAACACGGUGGUGGAACAACUCAAAACAGCCUACGUUAGUGAGAAGUGCAAGUGCGAUUGUAAAACCAGGAUGUUAUUAUUAGUAAUGAAUCGUGGUUGGUAUUUAUUCGGUGAUGAAACCGACUUGGAUUUUUCUUCUGCUUGUGAGUUAUAUCUGUACAUAAACCGAAAUUUUCCUUUUGAGGCCAAAAAAUCUAAAAUUGAUGGGGAGAUAUACUGGGCCUGUGAAUUUGAACCGAACCGAUUUGUCCGAACCGAACCGAACCGAGGUUUGGACAAAUCGGUUCGGUUAAGGUUAAUUGAGUAUAACCGAUCGGUAAGUGUUUAA